UGUCUCAUUCAUACAUACACACAAAGAUGCACAAUGUUUAGGAAGUGUCAUCUUCACUUAUUAUAUUUACUUAAUUGUGUUUGUUGACAUUUGUUAAUGGUUAUACUCACAUCCUUUUUUCUAUACAUUUUAUCUUUAUGAAAAUAAGUGCCUUGUAGAAAACUGCAAGAAGUGCCUAGGCCUUCCACUUUAGUGAUGUGGCGAUUAUUGGUGCUAGUUUCACUUUUCUGCCUUUCCAAUGCUCAAGAGGAAUCGUCCUGGAGAUGUCCACAGUAUUGGAUCCAGUUUCAAUCCUCAUGUUAUAGGUUUAUCAAGUCUCCGUUGCAUACACGCAAUGACGCUAGAAGGAAUUGCCAGGCGUAUGAGUCGGAUCUUGUCAGUAUCAACUCUGUAGAAGAACACGGGUUUCUGCUGUACAACCUGUUGUGGCAAGACCCGCAGCAUCGUAGAUGGUACAUCAGCCCUCAUCAGCAGAGUCCAGGCUACUGGGUCAACGAGGAUGGAACGCCAUUGCCAGAUAUGGAGUCAGCCUUCCUACCCGAGCCAGCUGAUCAGUCGGGACCUUCUAAAGACUACAUGGUCUACAGCUUCUCAAACAACCUGAAGAAAUGGGGCCUGGAGAAAGUAACCGGGGAGGAACUUCUACUUUACAUCUGUGAAGCUCCUCUUACCAAGCUUCAUUACAUAGUAGCAGACGACAGAACAUACCAGUACGGCAUAGAUGUGCAGGACCCCCUCAAGAUACCCAUGGGUCCAUACUUCAUCAAUCAACCCAUUGAUGUUGUCUUUGACCUUUCCAAGAGGAAAAUCACCAACGAUGUUUCACUCAGCUGCCUUGCUGGAGGGUACCCAGCCCCUACCUAUGAAUGGUUUAAAGAAGAUUACCAAGGUGACGUGUUGAUACCUGUCAAGAUUGAUCCCUUGAAAGACACUCGGUUCACUAUCAGUGGAGGCACUCUCAUUAUUCAUGAUCCUAAAAAGGUUGAAGACAGAGGACUGUAUCAUUGCAAAGCCACAAACGACUAUGGAAGUAUAAUAUCAGAAAGUGUUAAACUCACGUUUGGUUUUAUUGGUGAAUUCAACUUGAAAAGAUCACCAGAAAGAGGAGACGAAAACUGGGGAAAAACGGUGUAUUGUGAUCCACCCCAAUACUUUCCAGGUGUAAAGUACUACUGGGCCAGGGACUAUUUUCCCAAUUUUGUAGAGGAAGAUAAGCGAGUUUUUGUAUCUUUUGAUGGAGCGCUAUACUUUUCUGCACUGGAGAAUAUUGACCGAGGAAACUACAGCUGUAACGUGCAGAGCAGAGUGUCUGACACGGGUCGUAACGGACCUUUCUUCCCCCUCUACGUCAAUCCCCAUUCCAAUCAUCAGCAAUUGAAAUUCCCAAAUAAUUUCCCGAAAGCUUUCCCUGAAGCCCCAGUUGCCGGGAAAGAAGUUCGACUCGAGUGUGUGGCGUUUGGAUAUCCGGUCCCGUCCUAUAAUUGGACUCGUAGAGGUGCCGCUUUGCCUCGCCAGGCGGUUCUAACAUCCUACAAUCGAGUCCUGCUGAUACCAAGUGUUCAAGUGGAAGACCAGGGCGAAUAUAUCUGCCGAGCUACAAAUGACCGAGCAAGCAUCGAGAAUGCUGUCGUCCUAUCCAUUCAAGCGGAACCUAACUUUACAAUACCUCUUACUGACAAACACGUGGACAACAAAGGAGAACUAACUUGGACUUGUGAGGCUUUUGGGAUCCCAGAUGUGACAUACGGCUGGCUACGAGAUGGUGAACUUCUGGAGGUGGAGAAACUUCCAACAGAGGAUCGUGAUCGUUAUGUAAUACAAGACAACGUACUUACUAUACGGUACUUGGAUCCUGAGCGAGACCAGGCUAUGUACCAGUGCCGAGCCAAAAAUGAUCUCAAAACUAGAUACUCUUCUGCACAGCUUCGGGUUUUGUCUCUCAAACCAUCAUUCAAAAAGCGGCCUUUGGAAACUGAAACUUAUGCAGCUGAAGGUGGUAAUGUGACGAUUAUUUGUAGCCCAGAAGCAGCUCCAAGGCCAAAAUUCACGUGGAAGAAGGACAAUUUAGUAAUCGAUGUUCAUUCCUGCACUUAA
Molecule: messenger RNA, 2094 nt
Organism: Macrosteles quadrilineatus (aster leafhopper)
Lineage: Eukaryota; Metazoa; Arthropoda; Insecta; Hemiptera; Cicadellidae
Product: contactin-like
Exons: 12
Coding region: 196-2094 (632 amino acids)
Cellular component (GO): neuron projection
Source: RefSeq, a predicted model, not a curated record